Cryptomeria japonica (Japanese cedar) is the source of this 976-nucleotide messenger RNA. RefSeq names its product bifunctional L-3-cyanoalanine synthase/cysteine synthase 2, mitochondrial. Gene Ontology annotation, molecular function: cysteine synthase activity. NCBI's taxonomy places the organism in Eukaryota, Viridiplantae, Streptophyta, Pinopsida, Cupressales, Cupressaceae. The record is from RefSeq and is a predicted model, not a curated record. Gene Ontology annotation, cellular component: cytoplasm. Bases 14 to 832 code for a protein of 272 amino acids. The transcript has 8 exons.
GGUGGGUUAUGCAAUGAUCAAUGAUGCAGAAGAGAAAGGAUUGAUAUCACCUGAAAAGACAGUAUUGAUUGAACCAACCUCUGGUAACAUGGGAAUAGGACUGUCUUUCAUUGCUGCAUCUAAAGGCUAUAAACUCAUUCUCACAAUGCCGUCCUACACAAGCUUGGAGAGGAGGGUGACCAUGCGUGCUUUUGGAUCCCAGCUGGUUCUCACUGACCCAACAAAGGGAAUGGGUGGGACUGUUAAGAAAGCUACCCAGCUUUUAGAAAGCACACCUAAUGGCUUCAUGCUUCAGCAGUUUGAGAACCCUGUUAAUACAAAGGUCCAUUUUGAAACAACAGGACCUGAGAUCUGGGAAGACACCAUGGGGAAUGUUGAUAUCUUCGUUAUGGGAAUUGGAAGUGGUGGUACUGUGUCUGGAGUGGGUGCAUACCUCAAGUCUAAGAACCCCAAUGUCAAGGUGUAUGGAGUUGAGCCGGCAGAAAGCAAUAUAUUGAAUGGUGGAAAACCAGGUCCUCAUCAUAUUACUGGUUUUGGAGUUGGGUUCAAGCCUAAGAUUUUGGACUUCGACAUGCUCGAUGGAGUCUUAGAGGUAUCCAGUGAUGAGGCUGUAAAAAUGGCAAGGGAACUUGCAGUGAAGGAAGGACUCCUGGUUGGGAUAUCCUCAGGAGCAAACACAGUAGCAGCUCUCAGAUUGGCAAUCCUACCAGAGAAUCAAGGCAAACUCAUUGUGACUAUACAUCCAAGCUUUGGUGAAAGAUAUCUAUCAUCAGUUUUGUUCGAAGAGCUGAAGCAGGAAGCUGCCAUGAUGCAACCAGUAUCAGUAGAUUGAUGGCUUUCAAGUCAGAUUCACACUUGACUUGUAUAAAUUUUCAUGUUCACUUGGUUCUGGCUCAAGAAGUUUUUUCUUAAUCUCUGGCUCUGGCCAUAGCACUAUUGCCACCAGUGUUUCUGUUUAAAAUUAUAUUAAUUAUAU